Ictalurus punctatus (channel catfish) is the source of this 8778-nucleotide messenger RNA. It is a transcript of the gene slc35e4, whose product is annotated as solute carrier family 35 member E4. The transcript is spliced from 3 exons. Bases 239 to 2530 code for a protein of 763 amino acids. Gene Ontology annotation, cellular component: Golgi apparatus. The record is from RefSeq and is a predicted model, not a curated record. NCBI's taxonomy places the organism in Eukaryota, Metazoa, Chordata, Actinopteri, Siluriformes, Ictaluridae. Gene Ontology annotation, molecular function: antiporter activity.
AUGUUAGAGCCUUGUUAAUAAUAAGAAUUAGGGAUGCACCGAAUGUUCGGCAACCGAAAUGAAUAAUUAAUAAGUGAAAAGGACGAAUAAAUUUGACCGAACAGUGACGUGUUUGAUGACGCGACCAAGUAGCCUAGCAACCAGAGUGAGACGCGCGAAGCUUUAAUUGCAGCAAACAUGUCGGCUGUGUGGAAGCAUUUUAAAGUGUCAGAGAAAGAUAGCUGAAGAUGACGCGAACAUGAUCAACGCCGAUGAUGGCCCCUCCGAAAGCGAGAAGACCCGGGACGCCGGGCAGAGGAGGACGCGUCCGCCUGAAAACCUGCACCUCCUGUUGGCCGUGGUGGUGUGGCUGGUCACGGGAACCACCAUCUCCAGCCUGAACAAAUGGAUCUUCGUGGUGUACAACUUCAGAUACCCGCUCCUCUUGUCGGCUCUGCACAUGCUCACGGCCAUAGUCGUAGGAGUCAUGAAUUACUGGUUUGUUCGAAACCAAGGCGUGGCAGAGCAGGACCUGACCUCCAGUGCCAAGUGCAAAGUGUUCCUGCUGAGCCUCACCUUCUGCGCCAGCAUCGCCUUCGGAAACGUCGGGCUCAACUAUGUGCAGCUGUCCUUCGCGCAGAUGAUCUACACCACCACGCCGAUCUUCACUCUGGCUAUUUCGUCUCUGGUGCUCGGCAAACAGCACCACAUCCUCAAAUACACAGCCAUGAUGCCCAUCUGCCUCGGGGCUUCGUUCAGCAUCAUGGGCGAGGUGCAGUUUGAUCAGAUGGGCUGUCUGUUCCUGCUCGCCGCCACCAUGCUACGGGCAGUAAAGAGCAUCCAGCAGAGCAUUCUGCUCCAGGAGGAGAAGAUCGACUCUGUCUUCCUGCUCUACCUGAUGGCCCUCCCCAGUUUCUGCAUACUGGCCGUGGCAGCUCUGGUCCUGGAGAACUGGCCUGCUCUUCAGUCGCCCCACCACUACGAUGGCCAUCUGUGGGGCUUCAUCAUGCUCAGCUGCCUGGGCUCUGUGCUCUAUAACCUGGCAAGCAGCUCCGUGAUCAGCCUCACGUCCGCUGUCACGCUGCAUAUCCUGGGCAACCUGAGCAUGGUGGGAAACCUGCUGCUCUCCCGGCUACUCUUCAGCAGCCAGCUUUCUGCGCUGAGCUGCGCCGGGGCUGUGCUCACACUCUCCGGCAUGAUCAUCUACCAGAACUCGGAGAUCAUCGUCGCAUACGUGGAUGCCCGCCGUGCACGAGCCUCAAAUGGCAAAAUCUGCACCAAUGAGGCGGAGCCUUAUCCUGGAUGCACUUACGAAACUUCGUGUCUAGAUUCGUCCCAGGAGCCAUCUUUAGAACUUUCUUCAGAAAUAUGCCAUUCUACAGAGCCAUCUCUAGAAAUGUAUGAUGAUUCUGAACCAUGGGAAGAACUAUACAAUGAUCUAGAACCACCUCCAGUAAUAGAACAUGGCCUAGAAGCAUCUCCAAAACUGUACAUGGACCUUCAAACACCUCCAAAAUGGAAUCAUAUCCAAGAACUACAUCCAGCACUUGAUCAUGAUUUAGAACCAUCUGCAGACCUGUGCCAUGACCUAAAACCAUCCUCAGAAGUUGUCCAGGUCCUAGACCCAUCUUCAGAACUAGACCAUGACUCAGACCCAUCUUCAGAACUAGACCAUGACCUAGAACCAUCCUUAGAACUAGACCAUUGCAUAGAACCAUCUUCAGAAAUAGAUCAUGAGCUAGAACCAUCUUCAGAGCUAGACCAUAAGUUAGAACCAUCCUCAGAAUUAGUCUAUGACCUAGAACCUUCCUCAGAACUAGUUCAUGACCGAGAACCAUCCUCAGAACUAGUCCAGGACCUAGAACCAUCCUCAGAACUAGUCCAGGACCUAGAACCAUCCUCAGAGCCAGUUUAUGACCUAGAAAAAUCCUCAGAACUUGUUCAUGACCUAGAACCGUCCUCAGACCUAGUUCAUGACCUAGAACCAUCCGCAGACCUAGUCCAGGAACUAGAACCAUCCUCAGAACUAGUUCAUGACCUAGAACCAUCCUCAGCACUAGUCCAUGACCUAGAAACAUCCUCAGAACUUGUUCAUGACCUAGAACCGUCCUCAGACCUAGUUCAUGACCUAGAACCAUCCGCAGACCUAGUCCAGGAACUAGAACUAUCCUCAGAACUAGUUCAUGACCUAGAACCAUCCUCAGCACUAGUCCAUGACCUAGAAACAUCCUCAGCACUAGUCCAUGACCUAGAACCGUCCUCAGAACUAGUUCAUGACCUAGAAACAUCUUCACCACUAGACCAUGAUCUAAAACCAUCUUCAGAACUAGACCAUGGCCUAUGCCCACCUCCAGCACUAGACCAUAUCCAUGACCUUGCCCAUGACCUAGGACGUUCAUUAGAACUGUACGAUGACCCUGAGUCACCCCGAGAAUCCGCUCUUGAAGGCUACAGUGAUGAAGAACCAUCAGCAGACCUAGAACUGUUUCCAGACCUAGCUCUAAAAACUGACAGGAGGACAGAGACGGGGUUCCACGAGAAAAUGGACUGAGGACAGAAAGACAAACUGGAAAUCAUAAGCUAUGGUCCUUCCUUACAUGAAGCUCCAAGGAAUCUUAUCUGGAUGUUCAACUGUUUUUUUUUCUUGUGAGCUCCUGUGACACAUAGUUACUCCUUUUCCAUCAACACGGUGCCGGUGUCGGUUCAGGGAACCUCUUUAUGGGAUCCGAAGUUUCGGCUCCUUUUUACGAAAACAUAGAUAUAACUCUCAUGGGCCACGAGUUGCUUUUGUUGUUGUCAUGACGACAGCACGACCUCCGUAUUCUUGCUUCUUAAUACCACUGGUUCUAUUUGGUCAGCUAGGAACUCGGGGUAAAAAAAAAAAAAAAAAAAGCACAGAACGGUUCCAUCAGCACCAGUACCAGGUUGGUGGAAAAGUGCUCAAUGUGUUUUGACUCCUCACUGUGCCAAUACGUUUCAGUUAUCUCCAAGCUCACAAAGCUCUGAGACUCUGACUCUUUGUAUUACCUCCAUUACAUACACACCAGUUGGUAAAAAAAAAAAAAAAAACACUCCUGAGUGAGUGCAGAUGAUGAUCUUUAUCUCCACUGUGAAGCCAAACCCCAGGUGUCUGUGGGAUUCUGGGUAACACCGCCAUAACGCAGGUCACCUGUGGACUGCUCAAGCACUUUUUUUUUUUCCUUUCAGCGGUUACAACUGAAGAAAAGACCGCAUUGAUGGUUUUGAGGUACUGUUCUUCUCACUCUGCUAGUCUGGAAGGGGCUUUUAUAGGCAGCUCUCGUGCGUCAGGCCUUUCUUAUUUGAAUUUUUUUCCCCUCAAGUACGUUUACAUAAACCGCACACUGGCGAGAUCGUCUCCGUUUCUGUUUAGUUUACAGUAAGGUGGACUAUUAGGGGAAAUUGCCAGGCGUCGUUUGUAGGGUGUCUCCGUGAAAUAACCUGACAUUUCUACCUAUAUAAAUGAAACUGUAUAAGCAAAACAACCAUGAGUAGGUUUACUCACAGGUGUGUGAUUAAACCAAUAUUGAAACGUCUUCCACUUACUGCAAAGAUAUGAUUAGUGUAUGAAGAUUAGCUUCUGAAGCCAUGAGGCAAAUGUGAAAAAAUAACGGAAGUCUGUCUCACCCAGGAUUUUUCGUCCGUAAACACUUCAAAGGAUAUCGUAAAGUAGGAAGUCGAUCAUUUUCCUAUAACAGGACGUCCUGAAGUGUUUUAUUCUUUUCAUACCACAGCAUUUUUUAUUUUUUUUCAGUGAUUACAAUUAUUCAUUUAUUCAAUAACAAGACAUCAUAUUUUUUUAAAAACUGUUUAUAGAUACGUUUCAUGUUGUGGAACUUUCGUGGGACGACUUAGUUAGCAUGUGAAUAUUAUACGUUAUACAUCAUUAUUAUUAUAUUACUAUACAUUAUAGUGGCAUAAAACAGUCGUUCUUUCACUAUCGUCUCUUUGUGCUGCGUUUUGAAAUUCAUAAGACAAGAAUAAUAAUAAAAACGCAGCUUUUUACAUCACGGCGAGACAGAAACGUAUAAACUCCUCCGUCCUGAGGACUUUCCUGUGGCAGAAAACUUACCGACUAUUACCAAACUGACACUGGAGACUCACUAUGACCGCUAUACAAGUCCCUGCGAUUGAGCGGUCACCAUAGAAACGAUCAAAGCGCAUUAAUGUUAACCUGUGAUUUUGUCUUGAACAAGCCAGUCAACGAAUCAACGCCAUCUGACCAAUCAGAUUCGAGAAUUCAACAACUUUUUACGUUAUAAAUUCCAGUUUUCACCUGCAGUACAGUUCUACUUGCAGUUGUUGUAAGGCGGGGCUUAGAGGGGCAUGUCCUCAUCAGUGCGCUUUGGUUUAAAUGUACACCUGAUGUUGAUUUGCGGCACGAUUUCGAAUUUCUCAGUAACGUUACGAACAACCUCACCUCCAACCCUGAUUGAACCGAUCGAUCGUCCAAGAUGUGGCGGCCUCCGUAACGUUAAAGUGUUCUGCGAUGCCGUGAUUGUGUGUUUUGUUUGUGUGAUUAGAUGACAGAAAGUCUUCUAAACAACACCAGCAAGUCUGUGUGACAUCACUGAAGAACUGGAGGCAGAAAUGUACAGGGAAAAAAAAGAAAAAUUGGGGUGACAUAGACUUCCAUUAUAUUAUCCUCACAGCUUGAGAAACAAUGGCCAAUGUGUUUCCUCACUAUAGAAUAGCUGGAACAUGUUAUGUAAUCCUCAUUAUGAGGUUUUAUUAUUAGACCAGGCCUGUGUCUCAAAGGAUGCUCGGAUGUCUUUAGCACAGCCGGAAUGAACACCAAAACAGACAUGACGUCGCGUCCAACCUUCAGAGGUUCUUGUGUUUGUUCUUAAUUUAUUUAUUUAUUUUUGGUCUAUGUCAUGUUUUCCUUGGUGUGUGUUACUCAGUAUUAUUCAUGGUGUUGGGAUUUUUCCUGCUGUAUUUCUUACUGGAAGCAGUGUGCCAGUGGUACGGUCAUGCACUCACUGCUGUGCCUAUGUCGCCAUCUGCUGGACGGAGAGUAGAUGUCGUUUUUAUUUAUUUUUGCAUUUAUAUUCCACGUAUGUAAAUUGCACCGGUCAUUACGAGGACAAUUUUAGCUUGAAGUGGAUUUAGAAGUGGGUUUUAGGAGUCAGUAGGUAGAGUUACUACUCGGUUUGGUAGCAGAGCUCGCAGCUGUCCCAAGGUCGUCUUACAAUAAGUAACUGGGCACAGAAGGAACUCUGAGAACCUGAAAAUUAUAUCGUUAAAGCCAGGCUGAAUUAGUCUUGUGCCAAUCAUUUGCUAGAAUGGAUGAAGAGGUUCAUUCCACAACGGCGUCUGAUGUUGUUUUUUUUCUCAAUUUUAGAGCCAAUGGACAAUUGUAUAUGUAAGUAUGUAUUUAUACAUGCAUACAUUAAUGCCAAUAUAUUGCUAACACAUUUUUAUAUCUAAACAAAGGAAUGUUGGCCAAAAUAAAAUAUACCGUAUAUCCAUCAGAAUCUAUAAGGAUUAAAGAUAUUCAUUGUGGUUUUACGUAAAAUAAAUAAUGAUGGGAAAUCAGUUAAAUUUUAUAGCAUGAUAAAAUGUUUAUAAUCAGCAGUAUCGGUGCGAUUAGGAGUAAAUUUAGCGGAAUAAAUUUACAAUAAUUGAUCACUUCCUUCCUAUGAUGCUUACGUCAGGCUCACUGUCAAACAAAGUUCUUCUUAAAUGAUCUUCUGAUUGAUGAUCUGUUUUGUCGUUUAUCUACACUCAUUAUCGUCUGAACACUUGAGCUUGCAUUAGUGCAACUGUGAAGGAUCUGGAAUCUUUUUGAAAGCUGGAAUGUUUUUCAGGCUGAUAAAGCUAGGUGACGCUCUCAGGAACGGUGGUGUAGUGCUGCAGGAAUAUAUCGCGCUUUGUUAUAUAACACACAUGAUGGAUAACAGGUUUUGCUUUAAAAAAAAGAAAAAAAAAAGAACGUCCUAUAGAAACAAGUGUGCGGUGAUGUGGUAGUAACGUCAUUUCAUAUGAUUCUUGAAGACUUUUGUAGGAUUAAAAAAAUAAAUAAAUUUUAGUGCAGAAAUUAGCGCAAAAUCGAGCAAUAAAAGAAUAAUUUCCUGCAGAUUUGGGCCAAGACGCGCCACGUGACAGCAUUCAGACGGAACCCCCUUCGAUUCACGUGCGUCGAACGUGAGUACAGCUAAAAGGCCUCGUUUACCAAUUAAGAUCUCUGCAAAACAAUUUCACGCGCUGGCAGAUUUCGGCAAUUCGGGUAGAAACAAAACAAAGCACAAAAAAAACCUCAAAUUGCAAAGUUCAAAAAUCCUCGGCAAAGUCGAGCGUUUUUGGUCGCAACGAUCACAAAAAACAAAACAAAACAAAGCAACAACCCUCCUGUACGAAGUUUCCUGUACGGACUGAAAAACCUAUCGACAAACAUAAAUAAGGAAAUAAAAUAAGUUUAAAGGAAAGGAAGUCAAAAAAGUUCAGAUGAAACUCAGGAUACGCUCAGAGAAGAGCGCUGUGUCACCGGUUAUCACGAUAACGAUAUAACGUCAUAUCGCCCAGCCUUAAAACUCCAGCACGGCAGAGAUAAAGCCGUUCACGGAUAAAUCUGAAGUGGCUCGAGAAGAUCCUUUUAAAAGAAUCGGUGCACUGUGUCUGAUCACGUUUUGUUAGAGAAAAGAGGAAAACGAGGUGAUGCCUGGCAACCGGCCGCUCCUGGCUCUGACUCAGUGUUUACACCUCCUCGGCUGAACGUGUCCGUAUGGCGGAUCCGCUGUGAGUGAUUAGUUUGGAGUUAAAUACCUCAUUAUUAUUAUGAUCAUUAUUAUUAUUCUGUUAAAAGCUCCUUCCUCGUAUCAUGGCAUCAAAACAGCUCGUUGUGCUCACGUGCAAAUCAGAGGGUUUACAGAUAACGCCGUCGACGUAUAAAAACGUCAUUCUCAGUCACACGGUUAUGAAUAAAUAAAAAAAAGCGUAUCGAUUAAAAAAGCAAUAGAAAAAGCCGUCGACUUGGUUGUCACGUCGUGAGAAUCCGUUUCAGUCUUGUGCGUCUUUUUUUUUUUUUUUUUUUUUUGGUCGUCAGUGGCUUGUCCUCUUCUCAGCAGUUUAUUUGUUCUUGUUGAAUAGCGUACUGUUGAUUCAUGUCUCUACUGCUUUAUCUGUCCACCCUCUGAUUUGCCCUUUUAUACGUUCACUCAUGAACAGAUUAUCGAUCGUCGUUUGUUUGUUUUUGUUUCAUAACGUUAAUGACGUUACCGUCGAGUGAAUCAGAACUGCGCCGUGUUUAGGGUUUAGAAGAAGAGCGCAGGGGGGAAUUAGAGAAGGUCAGAGGUGUUGCUGGAAAACGGUUUUCAGUGACUUUCUCCAUCCAACAUGUCCUCUUUUGGCCAUACACACACACACACACACACACACAUACACACACACCACUAUAAAGGCAGAUCUGUAUCAGAAGGAAUUAAAAUAAAUAAAUAAACGUUAGAAGGCAAACUUCUACCAGGGUUCAAACUUCCAGAACCCUUUUCAGGAACCACAGAGUCCUGGAAGAUUUUUCAGGAAAAGGGAAGCGUUUCACAACCCUUUUCAGAACUGAAUAUUGAACUUGAGCUUUUCUUUUUCUUUUUUUUUUUUCCCAGUAACUGAAGAGUUCUGGAAGCUUUUUCAGGAAUGUAAGAGUUGCAGAACAUUUUGCAGGAACUGAAAACUCGCACAACCCCUUUUCAGGAACUGAAUAGGUCUAGAAUGUUUUCAGGAAUGUAAAAGUUCUGCGAAAUUAUUUCAGGAACUGCGAGUUCUGCAGCUCACCCCCCCCCCCCCCCCCCCCCCCCUCCAGGAGCUGAAGAGUUCCAGAACCUUUGUCAGGAACCACAUACCAGUACCUGAACAAUGUCAGAAUCUUUUUCAGGAAUGUAAGAGUUGCAGAACAUUUUUCAGGAACUGAAGAGACCUAGGAGCCUUUUCAGAAACUGUAGAGUUCCAGAACCUUUUUCAGGAAUGUAAGAGUUCCGCAAUUGGUUAUCAGUUUGUUUGUUUUUCAGGAACCAAGUAGUUCUGGAACUUUUUCAGGAAUGUAGGAGUUCUGAACCCCCCCACCCCCCCUGCAACUGAGAGGAACCCUUUUCAGGAACUAAAUAGUUCUGGAACAUUUUCAGUACCUGAAGACUUUUGGAAUCAUUUGGAACCUUUUUCAGGAACUGGGAGUUCUGGAACUUUUUCCAGAAACUGAGGCGUUUCAGAAACCUUUUCAGGAAAGUAAGAGUUCCAGAACAUUGUUUUUUUCAGGAACUGAUGAGUUCCAGAUCCUUUUUCAGGAACUGAAACGUUCAGGCGUCUUCGCCAGACACUGAAGAGUUCCAGAACAUUGUUCAGGAAAUAAAUAUUUCCAGAACUUUCCUGAUCGAGAUCUUCACAGUUCCCGGAUGAGGUUCUUGCCUUACACAGACAAGGCUGAGUGUGUGGUUAUGUCGUUCUUUAGGUUUUUUUUUGUUGUUGUAGUUGUUGUUAUUGUAUAAAUAUGAUGUUAACACACUACAAGACACACUCCAGUCUCUCUGCAAACAUUCUGCAUCUUGUGAACUUCUUGUUUGAUGAAAAAAGUUUUACAAUUGAUCGAUCAGUGAAGUAUAGAACGGCAAGCUCCGCCCACAUCGACAAGCUCUUUAGGAGUGACUUUAGGACAAGCGGAGCUGUCUUCUCUGGACGUGUACAGCUGCUGUGUGUAUGUUUCUCCUGUCUCUGUCGAUGUAAAUAAUUUUUUAUUAUAUUUAUGUAUUUUACAAUCAUGGAAAGGCUGACUGAAUAAAUCUGCUUGUUUAAGGA